Messenger RNA from Guillardia theta CCMP2712, 783 nucleotides. RefSeq lists its product as hypothetical. The record is from RefSeq and is a predicted model, not a curated record. Gene Ontology annotation, molecular function: protein-containing complex binding. NCBI's taxonomy places the organism in Eukaryota, Cryptophyceae, Pyrenomonadales, Geminigeraceae. The transcript is spliced from 3 exons. Gene Ontology annotation, cellular component: kinetochore; Ndc80 complex. Gene Ontology annotation, biological process: meiotic chromosome segregation; attachment of mitotic spindle microtubules to kinetochore; kinetochore organization. The annotation marks the transcript as partial.
AGGAGGAAGAACAAAGGAGGGGAGACGAGAGAAGAAGGGAGAAGAAGAGAAGAGAAGAACAACACAGAAACAGCUUCAUCAUGUCUGGAUACUCCUUUCCUGUCCUGGAAAAUCGCGAGAUCCUCGAAUGCAUGUCCGAGUUGGGUUGCGCCAUGACAGAAGAGCAGUUGGUCAAGCCAUCACCCGAUCACAUCACAAGAGUGAUGGAGCAGUUGCUUGACAUCUUCAUGGGAUUCAGUGCGGACGAUAAUGCACAGAUGCGAUUCAGCGGAAUCGAUGUGUUUGAUCAUCCCGAGCUACACGAGUUUUCUGUUGGACAGCUUGCAUUCAAUCGAUCCAUAAUGAAACUGAUGCAAGCGUCGGGAGUACACGACUUCAGCCACAAGGACCUUUCCAAGCCCGAGUAUCCCAGAAUCCGCAAGAUCUUCAGUGCUGUCAUCAACUUUGCCAAGUUCCGAGAAGAGAAGGUGUCGACAUUUGAGCAGUUCGUCGAGGCAACGGAAAACUUGCAGAACGAGAAGAGCGUCGUAGACAACAAGUUUGAGGAGCUGACGGUGCAGCUGCAUCAGCUUCGAGCGCAGAGAAAGCAGGAAGAGCCGAUCAUCCAAGGCCUGCAGCAAGAGAACGAGAAGAUGGAGGAGCAGAUCAAGAGCCUGAAUGUUGAGCAAAGCAACCUCAAGGCAAAGAUCCACGAGAUGAAGCAACAUAGACAGGAGCUUAGCGACAAGCGCGACCAUGAUCAGUUUGCGUUGCUCACACUCAAGACUGAGGUGUCGAAGCUGC